Hansenula anomala is the source of this 867-nucleotide messenger RNA. RefSeq names its product Ilt1p (gene ILT1). Lineage: Eukaryota; Fungi; Ascomycota; Saccharomycetes; Phaffomycetales; Wickerhamomycetaceae. Bases 1 to 867 code for a protein of 288 amino acids. The transcript has a single exon. The record is from RefSeq and is a predicted model, not a curated record.
AUGGGAAACGAGAAAGCUGCUACAGUCCUAGGGACUUUGGGUACAGUGUGCUGGUGUAUUCAACUAAUACCACAAGUCUACUAUAAUUACAGAAGGAAGAAUUGUGAAGGGUUUCCACCAUUAAUGAUGUUUCUUUGGGCUGCAUGUGGUAUCCCAUUUUCAAUUUAUUUUAUGAGUACAAGAUCUAAUGUCAGUCUUCAAGUUCAACCUGAAGUGUUUUUCUGCUUUUGCACAAUAGCCUGGAUUCAAACAUUAUAUUAUCCACCAGUUCAGUUGAGUAAAAAAAAGAUAACACUGAUGGUUGCUUCAUUCAUACUGUUUGCUAUUGGAUGUCAAGUUGGAUUUAUCCUAUGGUUGAGACCCUUACAUGAUCGUGGUAUCACUUGGCCUACUUUGAUCUUUGGUGUAAUAGCAUCUGUGCUUUUGGCAGUUGGUCUACUACCACCUUAUUUCGAAUUAGCUAAAAGAAAAGGGAGAGUUGUGGGUAUCAAUUUUUGGUUUAUUGGUAUUGAUUGUGCAGGUGCUUUUUUUUCAAUGUUGUCUGUUGUUGUUGGUUCAAUGGAUAUCAUGGGUAUCAUUCUCUACUGUGUUUGUAUGGCUUUAGAGGUUGGUAUUUUCACAAGUCAUUUCAUAUGGUGCCUGAGAUUCAAAUGGUUUAGAAAGAGUGACGAUCUGGAGUCAAAUGAUGAUGUCGAAUUGGGGUUAGGUGAUAAAGAAUCUUUAGAGAAAAAGAGAUCACACGAAGUGAGCUCAGAGAUUCUGGAUCACAGAGCAGAUACCCAUAGUGCUGUUGAUAAUGAAGAAACAAGAACUGUUGAAAGCACAGAAGAGCACAAGGAACAUGAAAUAACCACCAAGGAGCAUUGA